Messenger RNA from Polyodon spathula (Mississippi paddlefish), 2402 nucleotides. RefSeq names its product E3 ubiquitin-protein ligase TRIM39-like. NCBI's taxonomy places the organism in Eukaryota, Metazoa, Chordata, Actinopteri, Acipenseriformes, Polyodontidae. The transcript has 15 exons. Gene Ontology annotation, molecular function: protein binding. The record is from RefSeq and is a predicted model, not a curated record. The coding region runs from base 189 to 1700 and encodes 503 amino acids.
UUGAAAUGUUUUUAAUUGCACGGCUGUUAGUCACAGUCGGUCAACCUGCCCUGCUACGAUAUCCACACCCUUGCCUUGCAAAGUAAGCACUAGUAUCUAUUCAUCCUGCAUCACAGACCACGUCUCCGGCAGCCAGAAACCAACUCCAGAAACAUCUGUUAUUCCAAACUCAUGACAGUCCGGGCAGAAUGAACCAAACGCGCAACAGAUUUGAUCCCCGGAACUCCAGUCCGGAAGGUGGGCUUAACAAUGACCUGGUGGAAAAUAUCCUGAACCGAACCGGACAGAACAGGGGACAGAAUGUUCCCGACCUGACUUCAAAGACUUCGAAGCUAUCGGGAGAACCUGGCAGCAAAGAGAAUUUUUACAAGAGGACCACGCAAGCCUUGGCCGUUCUGCUCCUCAGCACAGUUACAGCAGGAGCCGGACUGCACUAUUCGAAAAUGUCCAGCGCGAGCGCGGAGUACAGCAGCUUGUUUGACAGCCACGCGGAUUUGGUGCAGAAGCUGGAAGGGAUGAAGCUGGAUUACUCCGAACUGCAGGAGAGGUACGCCGCGGUCGAGGAGCAGCUGACAUCGGUGCACAAGAAGUUUACCAGCCUGCAGGGGGCGCACUCGGACCUGCAGAGCAAGUUCAUGAGUGGCGUUGAGAAGUACCUCCCCCAAGGGGAGAACCUGCUGGAAAACACCCAGGAGAACGCGCUGGAGACGUUACCAGUGGAUCUCUCCUUCAGCGACAAUGCCGCAGGGUCCCCCGAGCGGGAAGCGGAGUAUGGCUCUGAUGACUGGACCCUCGUUUCUGAGGGGAGAGGGCUGAUAAGCGGACAAGAUUUGACAGCAGAAGUCAAAGACGACAAUUCAGGUUUCCUUAUAUCACGGGCUGCCUCCUUCCUGUCCAAACUGGGAGUUCCAGCUGUUCUCUUAUCCUUCUUCGCGUACGCCUUCAAGAAACGUGGCAGCAUAGCAGGUCAGCUUCACAAACGACUAGGGAAGAAAAUGUAUCCAGACUCUCUGAGCUCCAAAGGGAAUGGGUUUGAUGAUGUGCUGUCAGAAAAUGUAGUCCCGGUGAAUGUGCAGAAUCAACACAUUUCAUUCGAGAAACCGACUUCAACUUAUCCUGAGCAUCUCGAGGAACCCGACUCUGCCUACUCUUCUAGUUUCAAUUCCAGCAUGGAUCUCUCUCCAAAAGGUGGUGUGGUUCUGGACCCCUACACAGCGUACCCGAAACUGAUACUGUCCCAAGAUGGAAAACGCCUGCGACUGGGCGACCAAACACAGGCCGUCUCCGACAACAACCCCGAGAGAUUCGACUACUGGGAAUGUGCCGUGGGCAAGGAGGGCUUCACCUCAGGGCGCCACUUCUGGGAGGUGGACGUGGGGGAGAACCAGCACUGGAAGCUGGGAGUCACCAGAGCCUCUGCCCAGAGGAAAGGGGAGUUUAGCAUGCUCCCACGGGAUGGGUACUGGACCUUGUGGUGGUACGGAGAGCAGUUAUGGGCCCUGACUGACCCCCUGACGUCUCUAGCCCCCGGGUUGAAGGUCCAGAAGGUGGGGGUCAGUCUGGUGUACGAUGAAGGGCGGCUGUCCUUUUACGACGUGGAGAGUGGAACUCUGAUCCAUACUUUCACUGACGUCUUCACCGAGCGAAUCUAUCCGUUUUUCUGGACCUGGGAUACGAGCACAGAUCUUGUCAUAUUGUAAAUCACAGGGGCGUCGUGACUAGAGGCAGUGCAAAUGUGAGAUAAUUUCUUUUUUUUCCAGUAGAUAUCUGAGGAGCAUCUUAAGUGUUUAGUGUGAACAUCAUCAUAUCAAUCAAUAUGUGUUAGAUACUUCUCACGAUUAAAUACAGCAAGUGCUUUUGUCAGUAAAAUCGUUUAGAAGCUUAUUUUGGUCUGGGGAAAAUAUCUAUCCAGAUUGUUUUGAUUGUCUGUUAUCUAUACAUAUCUAUGUUCUUUUUUCAAAUGGUUUUUGUUUGAUGUGAAUGCAGGGCUUAUACUGCGUAUUUACUGUCAUUUUCAUUUUGAGAGAAAGAGCAGAACUCAGAAAGCCAAGACACUGUUGUCUAUGUAAAUAUCCCUGACAUCAUGUUAACCUGCAUUCUGAAAAUGGCAAUGUGAGCUACACUAAAUUAUAUGUGCUUCAGCAAUGAAAUACAAGUCUGAUCCAACUGAAAAAACACGUUGUUUUCCAUCUGAAUCGCUGUGUGUCUUUGUGUCAUUUCCCAUGUGGCUUUUGGAUUUGUCUCAUUCGCUUUGCUGCUGUCUUCAAUAAAUGCUGCUUUGGAAAUUGUAUUAACCUGAUAGGAUUAUAUGCAAGGAUAAUUAUAUAUUAUCUGUGAAAAUAAUACCCUGUAGAUUAUUUGCAAAGUUGGUAAAACCUACCUUAUUUUUUCACACUCAACUG